Molecule: messenger RNA, 5000 nt
Organism: Hippocampus comes (tiger tail seahorse)
Lineage: Eukaryota; Metazoa; Chordata; Actinopteri; Syngnathiformes; Syngnathidae
Product: centrosomal protein of 290 kDa-like
Exons: 34
Coding region: 322-4818 (1498 amino acids)
Biological process (GO): non-motile cilium assembly; camera-type eye development; ciliary transition zone assembly
Cellular component (GO): centriolar satellite; ciliary transition zone
Source: RefSeq, a predicted model, not a curated record
CUGUAUCUUACAUGCCUUUCAUGAAGACAAGCUUAGAGCGCUUAAAAGUCAAGGUACCACUACACCACUAAUGUUGAGACAUUUUUAUCAUUUCAUAGGAAGGACAUCCAUAUUACUAACCUGGUCUCCAUGAUGUCAUAAAGGCAAAGCCACAAGAACAUAGGCAGUGGAAUGUAUUGUUUAUGUAUAUAGUGCGAUUAAUCAAAGUUAUGAGCAGAACUCGAUGGAAUAGAAUAAUAAUAGAAUAGAAAAGUAAGAAACUCAAAGUUUAUUUUCAUUUUUUCCUUUUUAUUGGUGGUUUUGGACAUUUCAGAGCUCAAAAUGCCCGCUGCUGUGGAGUGGGAUGAUGUGAAGAAGCUGGACCCAGCGACCCUCCAUGAGCGUUACAAGGAUGAACUGGACAGCUUCAUCGACCUUCUCACCUCGGCAGAAGAGUGGGAGAUGGAGCGGCAAGCUCAGGAGGACGUCGUCCACAUACUGCGAGUGUUUCAGGCCUUGCUCAAGAUGAAACAUCAGGAAGCGACUUUGGCCGAACAGUUAGUUGAAGAGCAAGAGAAAAAUGAAAACACGCUUCUCACCAAGGUGUCCAGACUGGAGGAAGAACUAACGUAUGCCGGCACUGGUCCAGAAAACCGCUUUCUGAGGAAUGAAAUCCGGCAGCUGAAGGGCCAGCUGGGGCGCAAGGAGGAGAUGGUCAACCAGCUGAAGAAAGAAAUAAAAAGAGAGAAGAAGACGUCGGAGAAGCUAUUUUUGCGAGCGGAGUCUGCGGAGGAAGACCUGAAGAUGUUGAAAAGAGAGAACACGCAGCUCCAGCAGGACGUCGACUUUUAUCACGGCGAGUUGGAGCUUAAGGAGUCGGAUGUGUCCAAAGAGGAGACCGCAGAGACUCAGCAGAAGCUCAUCUUGGCCAACCGACAGCUCUCCCAAUGCAUGGACGAACUUCAGCAAGCGGAGGACGAAAUCUUGCGGCUGAAAGCGGACAACCUCCGCAUGCAGAAAUGUGUGAUGGAAUCCACCAAGGAGAUGGAGAAGAUGAGUGAUGAGUACAACCAGAUCAAGAUGGCCGUCCACCAGUGCGACUCUGAGACCGACCAGCUGCGGAAAGAGAGGGAUCGCGCCGAGCUCCAGGUCAGAGAGCUGACGCAGAAGAUUACUGACAUGGCGGAAGAGGACGACCCCAUUUUGGCAGAAGUGGACGCCAAAGUUGAGGAAUGGAAGAAAGUGCUGUCGGAAAAGGAUGAGGAGAUUAUGUUGUACCAGCAGAUGAUCCGUGACCUUCAGCAGAAGUUGCGCCUAGCCCAGCUGGACAUGGACAGAAACAACAGUCUUGCCUUGGAGCAGGCUUUAGAGGAGCGAGAUAAUCAGAUUAAGACGCUGAGGGAGCAAGUGGAGCAGUACACAGACGAAAUGAAGAAGCAGACACUCUUCAUGGAAAGUCUGAAGGUGCCCAAAAAGGGAGGCGGAAGUGCAUUUAUGGACACUCAAGCAAUGGUCCAGGAGAGAAAGACGGAGGAGCUUUUGUCCAAGUGGGACGCUGCCGAGAUGAGAGCAACAGAAGCGGAGGAGGCUUUGAAACAAGCGGAAGAUCACGCAGAGGAAAAAGAUCGGGAGCUCAUCGAGGUCUCCAAGCGCCUGAAAGCGUAUGAGCGUGGCAUUUACGGCCUGGAAGAAGCCAUCAACGAGAUUAAGGAGUGUAAAAUUCAAAUCCAAAGGGGAGAGUUGGAGUUAGAGGCCGUGACCAAAGAGAACAACCAAGUGUACAUAACAAUCAACCAGCUCAUUGAGGAAAAUGAGGACUUCCGGGAAAGACUCGGCUAUGAGCCCAGCCAGCAAAUUGACCUGAGCGAGUUCAGGCGAGCCAGAGGUCUGAAACAACGGCAGUACAAAGCCGAAAAUGAAGUCCUGACGAAAGAGAUUGAACGUCUUGAAGAGGAGCGACUAGCGAUGAAGAAACAAGUUCGACACCUCGCCAAACAAAGAGGGCUGCCACCAUCCAUGUGGGAGGAGGACGAUGACGAUGUCAUCCACACUGUAAAAUGGCUCCCAACUCCGACGCAAAACAUCACCACACCCACGAUCGAAGAGCCGCAACCCAUGUUUGACAUGUUGAAAGAAAAAUUGUGUCCCAAGGUUGAAGUUAGGGAAGAAGCGGUGACCAUGUCAAAGAGGGAGCGAGAACUCAACAGAUCUCAAGUUAGGGAAGAAGCGGUGACCCUGUCAAAGAGGGAGGCAGAAUUCAACAAAUCUCAAGUUAGGGAAGAAGCGGUGACCCUGUCAAAGAGGGAGGCAGAAUUCAACAAAUCUCAAGUUAGGGAAGAAGCGGUGACCCUGUCAAAGAGGGAGGCAGAAUUCAACAAAUCUCAAGUUAGGGAAGAAGCGGUGACCCUGUCAAAGAGGGAGGCAGAAUUCAACAAAUCUCAAGUUAGGGAAGAAGCGGUGACCCUGUCAAAGAGGGAGGCAGAACUCAACAGAUCUCAAGUUAGGGAAGAAGCGGUGACCGUGUCAAAGAGGGAGGCAGAACUCAACAAAUCUCAUGUUAGGGAAGAAGCGGUGACCGUGUCAAAGAGGGAGGCAGAACUCAACAAAUCUCAUGUUAGGGAAGAACCGGUGACCCUGUCAAAGAGGGAGGCAGAACUCAACAAAUCUCAUGUUAGGGAAGAAGCGGUGACCAUGUCAAAGAGGGAGGCAGAACUCUACAAGCGCCAGUUCCAGUUUAAACUGGAGCAGCUCUCCAAAGAGAAAGGUGACCUGGAGGCCGCACUUAAAGACGUCCUCCAGGCCUUGAAGACUAAAGACACCUCGAGUAUCCCCAGUCUGAAAAAGCUGACCAAUCAUAACCUGAAGGUCUUUGCCAGUGACAUGGUGGCGAGCCUCCAAGAGGAGCAUGCGAAAGCCAUUCAGGAGAGGACGAAGGACGAACAGGAGAGCAGGAGGACCAGGAGGAAGCUUGACAAUCAGGAGCAGAGGCUUCAAGAGAUGAAGGAAACCUGCAGAUGUUUGGAAGAGAAACUACAAGGCAAGUCCAGCGAAGAGGCAAACAGCCAUGCUGCCCUGAAGCUGGCACACAAGUCCGUCAAAGAUCUCCAACGUCGACUCAACAAUAAAGAAGACGUGAUUAAAAAGUACCAGAACCAACUGACGCAAGUGGGAAAGGAUCAAGAAGAGAUGAUAAAAACACACGCCGACGAGAUGAAGAUGCUGUAUCAGAAGUUGGACUCCAACAACAACAUGGCCCUGGAUCGUCUCAAACGGCAAGCAGCGGAAGCAAUGAAGAAUCCCAGCAUCGGCGCCUCGACGACCAAACAUCUGGACCGCGUGAGUGAGUUGGAGCAGAUGGUGGCCGAACAGGACGUGUUGCUCGCAUCCGUUAACAGGAAGCUGAAGAUGGCCGCCGCCGAGUCGGAACGACACAAGGCAACCGUGGAAAUACAAGCCAAAAAGCACGCCGAUGAGAUCUCCAGACUGAAGAGGUCUCACGCGGCGGAGUUGGAAGAUGUGAGUUUUGAGACCAAAGACCAAAGGAGCCAAAUUGCAGAUCUGAAGAAGGAGGUGGACUCCCUCCAGAACGAGCUGGAGAGCCAAAAGGAGGCCAACGUUAUGUCCGCGAGCAACACCUUGAAGAACAUGGUGGAAAGCCUCAAGCUGCAACUGGUCCAAAAAGAGAAACAGAUCAAGGCUCUCAGCAAAGUUCUCAUUGGAAUGCGGGCCCAAGUGGCGUCUGCCUCAGAACAACAAGUCUUGGUGAACACAGUGCAGACCGAGGAGAAACUCAACAUACAGAAGUUGGUUGACAAGCACACCAAAGACUUGAAAGCUCAAGUGCAGGAGCUGAGCAGUCAACUAGAAGCGGCAAACGAUUCAUCCAGAAAGAAUGACAGCAAGUUGAAGGUUCAGGUGGACAACCUCAGCAAGAGGCUGCUGAAGAGCCUCAGCGUUCAGAAGGCGCUGCGCACUCAAUUGGAGGAGAAAGAAAAAGAGUUCCGUGUGGUGGAGAAGCAACUCAAGAACCGCGUUGACCCCGCUCAGAGCAAAGAAAAAGUAAUGCAGUGGGAAGAGGCGAAGAAAUGGCGGUCCAGGUUGGAUAAGGUCAAGCGCCUUCUGAAGGAUAAGGAAGAACAAAACUUCUUCCUGACCAGGCAGCUCAUUUCUAUAAAGGACCUCUAUGCCAAGCUGGAGCAAGAGAAGAACGCAACACCGAAGAAGACCAAAGCGAGGGCAGUGACGGCUGAUCGGGGAGGAGAGAAGGAGACUCAGCAGAUCCCAGCCAAGCCACAACAGCCUGUGAAUGCCGAGGAAAAGAACCAGUCCCUGGAGGAGAGACUGCGAUCCUUAGAAGAGCACAUUUCGAACAAGUCUUCGGCGUCACCGCUUGUGCCAAAGAAAGAUGCUGAAGCUCCCUCGCCAAGUGACGGAUACCUCAAGAAAGAGAACCUCAAGCUAGCCUCUGAGAAUCUGGAGCUGCGCCUCCAGCUCGCGCAAGCCAACAUAGACCUGCCGAGAUUCAAGCGUAAAGUUGCAAGUCUGGAGCAGCUGUGCAGUGCACUGAAGAAUGACAAUCCUGAAAGUCUUUCUCAUACACGUAAAGCGGAUACGUUUAACAUUGCUGACAACGUGGGGGUGGACACAGAUGACACAGCAGUCAACAAGCUGAGUAAAGACAACGCGGCACGAGAACAAAAGCCAGGCAAGACCAGCGAUCCAAAUGGAGAGAUCCCUCCUAGCAACAUAGAUACCAAGGAGCCAAGAAGUCCCAAGCAGGCAACUGAAACUGCAAAAAGCAACUUUGAAAGUGACAGGAAGGAUUUCACUGAUUCAUAAUUUGUCCCCACUCAAAAGUAUUUUUCAUUCCCAAUCAGAUGAUAACAGGGGGAAUUCUCUGUAGUUUUCUUGUAAUAAUGGUAAACAUGCUUCAUUUGUGACGUUGGACGGUUUGUGCAAUAAACAAUUUUUUAGGUCAUUUUAGAUUUUAAAUUGGUUGAUGAUAAAUUUGGUAUUUUAUC